AUGGCAAUUGUAGAAGAUGAAGUUCGUAAUGGAUCAGAAGGAGAUGAUGAAAUUGAAGUGGUUGUCGAAGAAGAAGACGGUGACCAAGAUUCUGACGACUCAGACGAUGACGAUGAUGAUGAAGUUGAAGAUGCAAUGGAGAAAGUAAAUGAAUUGGAAAGGAGAAUAGAAGAAGACCAUUAUAAUUAUGAUGACCACAUAAGUUUAAUACAGGCAUUAUGGCGCCUAUCAGACUUAGAUCGUUGGAGAGCUGCAUUUGAUAGACUUCAAAAUACUUUAGUGCUUCGACCAGAACAUUGGCUUCUGAGAAUUCAAACUGAGGAAUCACUAGCCCAUACAAGUGAAGCUCAGGCAGAAAUAGUUAAUCUUUUCAAACUAGCUACCCUUGACUGUUAUUCUAUAUCUAUUUUAAGUGAAUGGUACUCAUGGUCAUUAAGCAUUAAUGACGUAACUGAAGUGCGCGGGCAACUUGAAGAAGUGUUACGGCGUGCAGGUGCUGAUCCACUUUCAGGCAAAGCCUUUUGGGAUGCCCGGUAUGAGAUGGAAAAAGCACAACUUGAAGCCAUGAGUGAAGAUGAUUCAGAGUAUGAAACACAAAAGAAGCGUGUACUAUGGUGCUUGGAAGAGACAUUGUCGCGACCACUUAUCAGAGGAGAGGAAGUGUGGCAGCCAAUGGAAGAACUAGCACUACAAUUAUAUGAUCAGGAGUAUGUUGAUAAGAUAAAAAAGAUCCACGAAGUGGCUGUUGAAUAUUUGCAGAAAAUAAGUGGAUUUGAAGAUAAAUUAUUGGUUAUUGAGGAUGUUGAAGAAAAAUACAAAAUGUACCAGGAGUACAUAGAUACAGUGAAGGACUUGGCUCAAAACGAAAAGUAUUCGGAAUGCGACAGUAACGGUAUACUAAAGGUUUUAUACGAUCGCGCAACUACAGAAUGCCUUACGUCGUCUCAAUCGCACGAUUUGUUACUCGCGUACGCACGUCACGUGCAACGUACAUCGUCACGUGAUACGAUACAUCGCGUGCUAGACUCGUGCACACGGAGAUGUCCUCGGAAAUCAACCUUCUGGGUGCUGAAGAUGCAGCAGGCUGAACAUGAGAAUAAGGAGUUUGAUGAGGUUAAAACUAUAUUCGAAACGGCUUUAUCAAAAGGAAUGGAUUCGUACAAACAAGCUGAGUCCCUAUGGUUAAGUUACUGCGAAUAUACACGGCGGAAAACGGCCUUCGAUAAUGAACCGGAAGUAGAAAGACUAAGGUCCACGUUUCGACUCGCCUGGGAUUCAUUGGCUGAGGCUUGGGGCGACGAAGCCAAUGAUUGUGAAAUACCACUGUUCUGGGCUAGACUCGAAUACAAGAGAAUGAAAGACCCAAAGCAAGGGAAGGAGAUAUUUGAAGAAAUAUUUAAGUACGGUGAAAAUAAAACCCUAUCUAAAUAUUGGGAAGCGUUAAUUCACUUGGAAAAGUGCCGAGAGCCACCGGCCAACGAGAGAAGGUUGCGCGAAUUACAUCGGCGAGCGUUACGAAGUGUCACAGAUUACCCACCGACUCUGGUUCGUCUGUGGACAGACUUUGAAAGGGAUAUUGGCGAGCUACAGACUAUGUUAGAAUGCUCUGAGCUGUGUCAGGCUAAAGUAAAAGAAUGGCGGGACAACUAUCAAGCUAUGAAAGAAAAAAUGACAGGUCAAAAACAAAAAGGAAAACAGGCACAAAACAAAAAAGGAAAGAUAGACAAAAGAAAGCAGACCAACGCUCAAGGAAAAAGAAAGUCAGGGGAAACAUCUGAGGGUAGUGACGUGAAGAGGAAAAGAGAAGGAGAUAUGGAAGUGGAAGAGAGCGAAGGAAAUAAAGAUAGGGGGAGCGGGACGAAAAGACGUCAUGAUGUUGAAGAUGAAGGUGAUAAUAAACGUCAACGUAAAGAAAGUACGAGCGAGACGAAGAGGUUUGGUACCAGAGAGUCUUGUACUCUUUUUGUUAGCAAUCUCGAGUUCAAGGUAGACGAAAAGAGCUUACGUGAAAAGUUAUCUGAGUUUGGUAAAAUUGUGUCAAUGAGGGUAAGAGCUGGAGUCAAAGCUUUCGGUGGAUCUAUAUGUUACUGCCAGUAUGAGACACCGGAAUCAGUAGACGAAGCAGUGAAGCAUGAUCGUGUACCGUUAAACGGUAGACCGAUGUUUCUUUCGCGGUAUACGGCGACGAAAAACACACCCACAUUCAAAUAUCCCACCGAUGUUGAGAGGAAUAAGUUGUUUGUAAAGAAUUUACCAUUUUCCCAUUGCACUAAAGAGGCUCUUACUGAGAUAUUUGAUAAACACGGUGCUCUAAAGGACGUACGGGUCGUCACUUUCAAAGAUGGAAAACCCAAAGGCCUUGCAUACGUAGAAUAUGAAGAUGAGGCAUCAGCAAACGCUGCGUUGGACAAGACAAAUGGUCUACUAGUCGCCGAUCGGAAGAUAGAUGUCGCUAUAAGCGCACCUCCGCCAAAGAAAGACGCAGGACAAGCGAGUCUUGGCUUGCCCAAACGAGAUACGGGAGGAGGAAUGAGACGGACACAGCUCAGUAGUUUCAUACCCAGCGUGCUUCAAAAGGCAUCGACAAGUAAUGGCAAUGGCUCGGCCAAUGGCGAUAAACGACCGCUCUCUAACCACGACUUCAGAAAUCUUCUGCUCAAAAAGUGA
Molecule: messenger RNA, 2667 nt
Organism: Pieris macdunnoughi
Lineage: Eukaryota; Metazoa; Arthropoda; Insecta; Lepidoptera; Pieridae
Source: the annotation of a GenBank genome assembly